Macrosiphum euphorbiae (potato aphid) is the source of this 306-nucleotide messenger RNA. The record is from the annotation of a GenBank genome assembly. NCBI's taxonomy places the organism in Eukaryota, Metazoa, Arthropoda, Insecta, Hemiptera, Aphididae.
AUGGAAGCUUUAGUAAAAAACUCAGUACUCAUCAAAGAUCCCAAUAAGAAACUUCCGGGUUUCGAACUUCCACGGUCGAUCUGGACAGCAACUAAUAGAAUUAGGACUGAUCAGGAUGGGUGCCAUUACCUGCUUCAUAAGUGGUGGAUGACUGAGUCUCCGUUUUGUGACUGCGGUGAACUUCAAACGAUAAGACACAUCGUAGAAUCGUGCAUUCGGAUGAAAUAUCCUGGAGGGAUGCUUGGAAAACACCAAUUAGGUAGUGAUGCGACUGAACGGUUAACCAAUCUGGAUUUCCGUCUAUAA